CGUGUCGUUUAUUGUCCCAAAAAGAUGUUAAAAAAUGGUCGUCGUUUCAGGAUUCCUCCGUCGUACAACGAAACCACGCCUUUGGUGGAGGUCCAUUCACAACCACGCAUCAUUCCACCAACCGCCGCUGCGGAAACUGCCGCCAACCUUCUACCUCGCUCGGAUGUGCCAAAACGCAGAUACUCUCAAGAAACUCCACGCCACCCUCAUAGUCCACGGCCUCUGCGGCGGAGCUGACCAACUCCUCUCCGCCACAAAGCUUCUCAGCCUGUACGGCUCUUUCGGCUUGGUUGGCUCCGCCCGCCGCCUCUUCUACCAGCUCCCUUCACCUGACUUGUACUCCUUCAAGGUCAUGAUCCGUUGGUACUUCCUAAACGACAUGCAUUCCGACGUCGUUUCAAUCUACGACCUUGCCAGAGUAACACUCGGUGCCUUAAACGAAGACGUCGUCUUCUCCGUCGUACUCAAAGCCUGCCGCGAGCUCCGCGACGCCGUUUCGGGGAAGCGGCUCCACUGCCACGUCAUCAAGGCCAGCUAUCCCGACAGCUUCGUCCUCACGUGCCUCGUCGACGUGUACUCCAAGUGCGGCCUUGUCGAUAGUGCACGCCACAUGUUCGACGAAAUAUCCGAACGAAAUGUGGUGUCAUGGACCGCGAUGAUCGUUGCUUACGUGCAAAACGAGUGUGCCGGAGAAGGGUUGACGCUUUUUAACAAGAUGAGGGAAUGUUUUAUGUCUGGGAACGAGUUCACUGUUGUGAGUUUGGUGAAUGCGUGCACAAAGUUGGGAUCUUUGCAUCAAGGGAAGUGGGUUCAUGGGUAUGUGAUUAAGAGUGGGAUUGAGGUUAAUUCGUUCUUGGCAAGUUCUCUUUUGGAUAUGUAUGUCAAAUGUGGUGACUUGAGGGAUGCACAGAAGGUGUUUGAUGAUGUUUUAGCCGUUGAUGUUGUUUCAUGGACUGCGAUGAUUGUGGGGUAUGCCCAAAGGGAUCACCCUAACAUGGCAUUGGAGUUGUUCAGUAGUAAGAGAUGGGAAGGACUCUUGCCGAAUUCCGUUACCCUUUCGAGUGUGCUCUCUGCUUGUGCUCAGAUUGGGGAUUCCCUUUUGGGAAGGUCACUUCAUGUUCUUGCGGUUAAGCUUGGGUGUGAUGAUGAUCAUGCUGCGAGGAAUGCUCUUAUUGAUGUAUAUGCCAAGUGUGGUGCCAUGUCGGAUGCUCGAUGUGUGUUUGAAACCAUCCUUGAUAAGGAUGUUGUCUCUUGGAAUUCGAUUGUUUCCGGUAGUGCUCAGUGUGGUUGUGCUUAUGAAGCUCUUGAGCUGUUUCAAAGGAUGAGGUUGGAGUCAUUUUCCCCUGAUGCGGUUACAAUUGUUGGUGUUCUUUCGGCUUGUUCUUCCCUUGGUGCCCUCCAAUUUGGUUCCUCUGUUCAUGCUUUUUCCUUCAAGUGUGGUCUCAUGUCGGCCAGCGUGUAUGUUGGCACUGCACUCCUCAAUUUCUAUUCAAAAUGCGGCGAUGCAAGAUCGGCUCGCAUGGUGUUUGAUGGCAUGGAGGAGAAGAAUGCUGUGACAUGGGGUGCGAUGAUUGGUGGAUACGGCAUGCAAGGCGAUGGCAGUGGAUCUCUUGCUCUAUUUAAGGAUAUGUUGAGAGAAGAAUUUGAGCCUAAUGAUGUGUUGUUCACAACUAUAUUAGCAGCUUGUAGCCAUUCAGGGAUGGUUGGAGAAGGCUCAAGGCUGUUUGAUAUGAUGUGUAGUGAAUUGAACUUUGUUCCUUCCAUGAAGCAUUACGCUUGCAUGGUUGAUCUUUUGGCGCGUUCCGGCAACCUUGAUGAAGCAUUAGACUUCAUCGACAAGAUGCCAGUUCAGCCUAGCGUUGGUGUGUUUGGAGCUUUUCUCCAUGGUUGUGGACUCCAUUCGAGGUUUGACUUAGGAGAGGUUGCAAUCAGGAGAAUGCUGGAAUUGCACCCUGAUGAAGCUUGUUACUAUGUCCUUGUGUCAAACCUGUAUGCUUCAGAUGGAAGAUGGGGCAUGGUUAAGGAGGUAAGAGAGAUGAUAAAGCAAAGUGGAUUGAGCAAGGUCCCGGGUUGUAGUUCAGUGAAAAUUGGUAUUAACAAUCAUCAAUAUGCUAAAGUAGCAGCUAUUGCUUAGACAUAUUGCUUUCAUUUUGCAAGUUCAAGGGAUGGUGAAGUCAAACUAGUUGCUCAUACUAGUGGUUCCAUGAAGGCAAGGUAACAUUUUAUCAGCAAUCCCGAGAACUAGAAUGAAAAAGUUCAAAGGAGGAUUAGAAGAUUGGAUAUGCCAAUUGGCAAAAGCAAAAGAGGCUAGUGGCCUAAAGGUAAGGGUGAAUUUGGAUAAAGGCCAAGGUAAGACAGGAUCAUAAAAAGUGGCAUUGCACACAAAAACUGGUGUGAUCCAUUUUGCCUAAGCAGCAGCCGGGUUGAAUGGUUGGCUAUUCUGUGAUUGAGGAGAAUAUCAAUCAAGAGAAGAUAAAGCAUAGUUAUAGGGAGGAAACGAAAUAACCCUACUAACUUUUUUAUUUGUCAUCCACUUGACUCAACGAGUCAUUUCCCAUUUCUCCUUUAAACACCGCACCAAUAGAGUGUUGAUCCGAGUGAAAGGUUCAGAUCCUUUUAUUUUAUA
Messenger RNA from Arachis duranensis, 2626 nucleotides. Its product is annotated as pentatricopeptide repeat-containing protein At2g03380, mitochondrial. The record is from RefSeq and is a predicted model, not a curated record. The coding region runs from base 35 to 2134 and encodes 699 amino acids. Gene Ontology annotation, molecular function: RNA binding; protein binding. Gene Ontology annotation, biological process: RNA modification. The transcript has a single exon. NCBI's taxonomy places the organism in Eukaryota, Viridiplantae, Streptophyta, Magnoliopsida, Fabales, Fabaceae.